Lathyrus sativus (Indian pea) is the source of this 987-nucleotide messenger RNA. The record is from the annotation of a GenBank genome assembly. NCBI's taxonomy places the organism in Eukaryota, Viridiplantae, Streptophyta, Magnoliopsida, Fabales, Fabaceae.
AUGGAACUUUCUAGCAGCCAAGAUGGUGAAAUCCAAAUCCCAUCUAAUAAUUAUGUUGCUACUGGUGUUAGUGUUAGUACUAACGGACACGGUCAUCAUCACAUGAUUCAUCACCACCAUCCUCCUCCACCACCACCACCACCACCUCUUGUACACCACCACAAUAACAUCGUAACAUCUUCCUCAACCGCAGCAGUAGUGCUUCAGAGUACAAACUCUACUGGUGUAGAACUAGAUCUUGAACAAUCCUCCUACAAGAAAGCGUUAUCACAAGUGGUGGUGAAGUACAGAGAAUGCUUGAAGAACCAUGCAGCUGCAAUGGGAGGAAAUGCUACAGAUGGUUGUGGUGAGUUCAUGCCAAGUGGCGAACAAGGUUCCAUAGAAGCACUCAACUGUUCAGCUUGCCAUUGUCACAGAAACUUCCAUAGAAAAGAAAUUGAAGGUGAAACUGAGGAAGAAAACUACCAACACAAGCAUAACUCACCUUUCGGCUUCAACUUUAACCGACAACAACAACAUCACAGCAUGAGGAAAUUCAUGUUACCUCUUCCCGAUCAACCUCUGGGCCUGGGCUACCACCACCAUCACACUACUCCCAACUCUACCUCAGCAGCAGAUAUUCUUCCUUCUAGAGCUGUAGCAGCACCGCAUGGACACGGGCACAUCAUAAUGCCUUUCAACUACAACCUACCUUCUGAAUCUGAUGAACAAGAAGAGCAUGGUAGAACACAGAGUCAGCAGCAACAGGUAAUGAUGAAGAAGAGGUUUAGGACAAAGUUUACACAGGAGCAGAAGGAGAAAAUGCUGAACUUUGCAGAGAAAGUAGGAUGGAAAUUUCAGAAACAAGAGGAAUCUCUGGUGCAACAGUUCUGUGCGGAGAUUGGAGUAAAGAGAAGAGUGCUCAAGGUUUGGAUGCAUAACAAUAAACACAAUCUCGCUAAGAAACAGCAUAUUGAUAUUACCACUGAUAAUCUUCCAACUCCUUAA